Messenger RNA from Rotaria sp. Silwood2, 1239 nucleotides. Lineage: Eukaryota; Metazoa; Rotifera; Eurotatoria; Philodinida; Philodinidae. The record is from the annotation of a GenBank genome assembly.
AUGGAGGAUGAUGAAUUACCAUCGGAAUCUACAUCACGUCCAUCGUUCCGUCGAAAUGCUCACAAAAAAAUGGUGUCUGCGAAUGCAAAUACUGCUAUGGAUUCAUCUUCAGAAACUCGAACAAAAAAAGAUAAACUAACAUCAACAACAACAAAACACGUUAUCAAAUCAACAAAACAAUCCAAUUCAAGAAAGAAAAAGUCCAUUAUUCGUCCAAUGCCCAAACCCAGAAGAUUAGCAACAACUGUUGAUCAAUUAGAUAGUACAGAUGAUGAUAUGCAUGACGAUCAUGAUCGAACAACAACAGAACAAUCAGGUUUAAAUAAUUCUAAUGCACACGAAAUUAAUGAUGAGGAUAAAGAAACAGGUGUUGAACUUAAUCGUUCAUUUGCUAGUGGUGAAACCACUAACGAUGAACCAGAUGAACAUCAAAAGAAUGUGAAGAAAACUACAACAAAAUCGAAGCAAGAUGUAUUGCAAUACUUCGUGGGACAAGAUUCUGGAGAAUUAAAAUGUAUUUUAUGUUCGGAUUCUUUGAAACUAUUUCCAGCAAAAAGUGCAUCAUCAGAUUCAAAUUUACGAAGUCAUUUAGGACAUAUUCAUAAACUUGAAGAGUUUCUUUAUCCUUCUCAGCGAAAUCAAAAACCAUUAAAAGAACAAAAAAUAUCUCUUCAACAUAAAAAAAAUCUAGAUUUAGCUGCUAUAAAUGCAAUUAUACAAGAUUCUCAUGUCUUUAGUCUCUUUCGAAAACCUGGCAUGCAAAAGUUUCUGUCAUUGGCUACACCUGGUUAUCAUGGUCCAAAUAGACGAACAGUUGUUAAACGUUUAAAAUCUAUGUAUAAACAACGUCGAUCAUCAAUUCAACAAGAAUUAUCUAUUAUUUCCGAUAUUGCUUUAUCAGUCGAUCUUUGGCAAAGUGUUCGUCGUGCCCAUUUCAUAUGUUUAUCUGCUCAUUAUUAUGAUAAACACUACAAACCACAUUCUAGUAUUAUUGCAUUUCGAAGAUUCAUUGGCACUCAUUCUGGUGAUCGACUUGAAGAUUUUAUAAUUAAUGAAAUGGAAAAGCUUGGUAUACAAUCAAAAAUAUGUUCUUUAACAACAGAUAAUGGAAGUGAUAUACGAUUAGCAUCACAAAACAAAUCAAAAUUUGGAAUAAGAAUUUCUUGUUUCUUACACAUUUUAAACUUGGUUGUUCGUAAUGGACUUUGGUUCUUUGAUAUGCCAGUAAAAAAAAGGUAG